UAACGCCCAAGUAGGCGUUUGACGAAGGAACCGGAAGUGUGAAUGCUUUUGCUGUAUCAGGGAAUACAGUUUUCCUUUCUUUGAUUUUUAUUUUAGUUUAUGCUUAGAAGAGGGUUGGCGCUUUUGUCAGGUACACUUUUUGUUUCUAUUUAGGACUGUGUUUGCUAACUGUUUUUGUUGGCGGGAAGCAUGGAAAAUAAAACACUUGAUCCCGAAAAGAUUCUCUUGGAGCCCUAUAGAUACAUUUUACAGUUACCAGGAAAGCAAGUGCGGACCAAACUUUCACAAGCAUUCAACCACUGGCUACAUGUUCCUUAUGACAAGCUGCAGGUUAUCAUUGAAGUGACAGAGAUGUUACACAAUGCCAGUUUGCUCAUUGAUGACAUUGAAGACAACUCCAAGCUGCGACGAGGCUUUCCAGUAGCUCACAGUAUUUAUGGAAUUCCAUCUGUAAUAAAUUCAGCCAACUAUGUUUACUUCUUGGGUCUGGAAAAAGUUCUGACACUAGAUCAUCCAGAGGCUGUUAAUGUUUUUACCAGACAGCUGUUAGAGCUGCACCGUGGCCAAGGAUUGGAUAUUUACUGGAGGGAUACGUACACUUGUCCUACAGAAGAGGAGUAUAAAGCUAUGGUUCUGCAGAAAACAGGAGGACUUUUUGGUUUGGCUGUAGGACUCAUGCAGCUAUUUUCAGACUAUAAGAAGGAUCUAAAGCCACUGCUUAAUACACUUGGACUGUUUUUUCAAAUACGGGAUGAUUAUGCCAAUUUACAUUCCAAGGAAUAUAAUGAAAACAAAAGUUUUUGUGAGGAUUUAACUGAGGGAAAGUUUUCAUUCCCUACUAUUCAUGCUAUAUGGUCUAGGCCAGAAAGUACACAAGUGCAAAAUAUUUUGCGAAAACGAACAGAAAAUGUAGAUAUAAAAAAAUACUGUAUAGAUUAUCUUGAGAAGGUAGGUUCAUUUGAUUACACUAAGAGUACUUUGGCAAAGCUUGAAGCUGAAGCAAAAAGUCAAAUUGAAGAUCUUGGGGGUAACCCAGAACUAGCAGCCUUAAUAGUUUUUUUAAGCAAACUGUACAAAGAAGAAAAUUAAUUGUAUGAGCCUUAUGUGUUGCUGCAGGUUGUUUGCCUUAUACAUAUGUUAUAAUAUUUCAGGGUUUGUAAUAUAGCCUAGUGAGUUGUCAUAUGUAUUUAUUUAAGAAACCAUUGUUUGUUGUUGUUUUGAAUUCUAUAGAAAAAUUGUAUUUACGCAGCUUUAUGACAUUAGUAAUCCAACAUAUUUUCUUGCCCUUACUGUUCUGACAGAGUGGUCGCAUUCACAGUCUUAAAGCAGAAGUAGUAAAAUCUCAAGUACCAGACAAAGAAGGUCUGAACGUAAAAAGCUUGAAAAGAAAUGCUGAAAAGAUAUCAAAUAGGUCUGAACGUAAAAAGCUUGAAAAGAAAUGCUGAAAAGAUAUCAAAUUCAUCAGAAAUAAAACAUGCAAAUAAUGCUAGUAAAUUUAA
Molecule: messenger RNA, 1499 nt
Organism: Protopterus annectens (West African lungfish)
Lineage: Eukaryota; Metazoa; Chordata; Ceratodontiformes; Protopteridae
Gene: GGPS1
Product: geranylgeranyl diphosphate synthase 1
Exons: 3
Coding region: 190-1089 (299 amino acids)
Biological process (GO): isoprenoid biosynthetic process
Molecular function (GO): prenyltransferase activity
Source: RefSeq, a predicted model, not a curated record